UAAACCGUCAUUUUCUCCUUAAAAUCUGUUUAAGCCGUGUAAACUACGUGCAGCAAUAAUUUUAACAAACUUCAUUAUUCUCCUCUCAACUCUCAACGAGAUUGACGUGAGCAACAUAGGCCCCGCCGCCCAAUCACUCCCACUACUAGUCUCUGCUUUCCUUUCUAAAUAAACCCAAAUCUCUCACUAUUCAGUCUAAAACAAACACACACAAACCUCUCUAUUUCUCUUUCUGAAUCCAGCUCUCUGAUCUGAGGUCUGGAUUCUCAAACAAUGGCCUUUAACCCUUUCAUCUUCGUUGUUCUCACCGUCUCUCUCUUCCCUUCCUUCACUCUCUCUCGCACCUUGUUGUCAGAGACUACCACUCACACUGUCCUUGAUGUCUCUGCUUCACUCCAACAAGCCCAAGCUGUCCUCAACUUCGACCCUCAAACACUUCAAACCUCAGACCAACAACAACAACUAGAAGAAGAAGUGCAAACUCUCACAUACCCAAAUGCCUCUUACUUCUCAGUUCAACUUCACCCACGAGGGAGACUCUACAAAACCCCACACAAGGACUACAAAACCCUCGUCCUCUCUCGUCUCAAGCGCGACACGGCCCGUGUCAACUCGCUCACCACCAAGCUCCAGCUCGCCCUCCAUGGCGUCAAGAAGUCGGAUCUCCUGCCCGUGCAAACGGAGCUCCAACCCGAGGACUUGUCUACUCCUAUCGUCUCCGGCGUGAGCCAAGGCAGCGGCGAGUACUUCUCCCGUAUCGGUGUCGGAAAGCCAUCAAAGCCUUUCUACAUGGUCCUCGACACGGGAAGUGACGUCAACUGGCUCCAGUGUCAGCCUUGCUCCGACUGUUACCAGCAAUCCGACCCGAUCUUCAACCCGAGUGACUCCACCUCCUACAACCCACUCUCCUGCGCGUCCUCACAAUGCAGCUCGCUCGACGUGUCCGCGUGUCGCUCCAACAAGUGCCUUUACCAAGUGUCCUACGGAGACGGGUCCUUCACAGUCGGCGACUUCGUCACCGAAACGCUGUCGUUCGGAAACUCCGGCUCCAUAAACACCAUCGCUUUGGGUUGCGGACACGACAACGAGGGACUCUUCGUAGGUGCCGCAGGUUUACUCGGACUCGGUGGGGGCUCACUUUCACUCCCCUCACAGACCAAAGCGUCGUCGUUUUCUUACUGCCUAGUAGAUCGUGACUCGGGACGAUCCUCGACUCUCGAGUUCAACUCGGCCCCGCCCGCCGACUCAGUCACCACCAGUCUCCUCAAGAACAGCAAACUCGACACGUUCUACUACGUCGGACUCGCGGGUAUGAGCGUCGGAGGCCAAGCCGUUUCGAUCCCAACCUCGCUGUUCCAGCUCGACGCGUCGGGAAACGGUGGGAUCAUCGUCGACUCGGGCACCGCCAUAACUCGGCUGCAAACUCAGGCCUACAACUCGCUCCGCGACGCGUUCGUCAAGCUCACUCAGCACUUGCCGUCCGCAAGCGGAGUCGCUCUGUUCGACACGUGUUACGAUCUAUCGUCGCUGAGGUCCGUGAAGGUCCCAACGGUGUCGUUUAAGUUCUCGGAUGGGAAGUCUCUGCAGCUGCCAGCUAAGAAUUAUUUGAUUCCGGUGGACUCGUCUGGGACCUUCUGCUUUGCUUUCGCUCCAACGACGUCGUCUUUGUCUAUUGUUGGGAACGUGCAGCAACAGGGGACACGUGUCAGCUUCGAUUUGGCAAACUCAAAGGUGGCUUUUUCGCCGAAUAAAUGUUAGUAGGUGUAAAACAGUGAAUGUUUUCAUUGAAAAAAAACAAAAAAACAAAAAAAACAAAAAACAGGUAGUGGUUCUUUUAAAAAUGGUAGUGUAAUUUACGUUUUUACCCCUGAAAAAUGAGUGGUCUGAUAUAUUGUGAUAUUUUUAGUAUCUAGCAAAGUAAAAUCUGAAAUGCAAUGCUGUAGUAUAAAGUAGUUGUGUGGCUGAAAAGUGGAGCCCAUUUAAAUAAAUUCCAAAGGAGCUUUGGUUGGUGUGGUUCAUAAA
Messenger RNA from Quercus robur (English oak), 2022 nucleotides. RefSeq names its product protein ASPARTIC PROTEASE IN GUARD CELL 1. The record is from RefSeq and is a predicted model, not a curated record. The transcript has a single exon. Gene Ontology annotation, biological process: proteolysis. Gene Ontology annotation, molecular function: aspartic-type endopeptidase activity. The coding region runs from base 274 to 1758 and encodes 494 amino acids. Lineage: Eukaryota; Viridiplantae; Streptophyta; Magnoliopsida; Fagales; Fagaceae.